GUAUGGUGGAGAAGCACAAGUGAGAUUUCCAUCAGCUCUGCCUCCUCUAAGCAAGGUUGGACCUAUUUUGAGUUCUCCUGCUGCUGCUGCGACAGGUCCAGGUGGAAGAUGGCACCAUUCUUCUGCUACUUCUUACUCCGUUUGCUCAAAGGGUUCUGCCUUGACUGUUGAUAGUCCAUAUUCGAAUCCAAGCUUUCUGACAACGCCUGGGCAAGGUUUACAGCCUCCUAGUAUGUCAACUCCUGUGUUUCCUUCUGGGAAUUCUGUGUCUCACCCUGGUACGUCCAUUAGCGGAAUGAUGGGUCCCGAGAUAGUAUUUUCUGGAAGACACAAUGGCAUCUGCAUAUACUUUGCUCGGAUUAUAGGAAAUAUUUGGGAUGGUAGCAUAGUUGUGGAGAGAGUUUUCAAAAGUGGCAAUCGAGAAGUUGUUGCAGUAGAAAGCAGUGUUCCAUCCCUUGCACUGGAAGGUGUACUACAACAACUAAAAGGUUUACAGGAAUUUCUGGAUAGAAAUUCACAGUUUGCUACAGCAGGAGCCCUUGGAAACCCGAGUUUCAGCACACCAGCCAAUCUGCAGCAGAGGCUCCUUGGUUUCAUGCGGCCUGAUGGUGGAAGUUCUCAGCAAGUCCAACAAGAACUCCAGAGGAAAUAUCAUGCUGAGGCACAGCUAACUGAGAAGACCUCACUUCAAGGCAUCCAGCAGCUUGUUCGCAAAACCUGCCAGGCAUUGGCUUUAUGGAAGUUGCUGUGUGAGCACCAAUUCAGUGUUGUUGUAGGUGAGCUUCAGAAGGAACUUCAAGAGCAUCUAAAGAUUACUGCUUUCAAAGACUUGGUAAUUAGAGACAGAGAGUUGACUGGAGCACUGAUUGCUUCUCUCAUAAACUGUUAUAUCAGAGAUAACGCUGCUGUGGAUGGCAUCAUUGCCCAUUUGCAAGAUAUCUGUCCUCUUCUUUAUAGCACUGAUGAUGCUGUGUGUUCCAAGGCAAAUGAACUGCUUCAACGGUCUCGACAGGCUCAAAGCAAACCGGAAAAAGAGAAGAUGCUAAGAGAGUCACUGAAAGAGUACCAGAAGAUCAGCAAUCAAGUAGACCUUGCUAAUGUUUGUGCGCAAUAUAGGCAAGUGCGUUUCUAUGAGGGAGUAGUAGAACUCUCUCUUACAGCUGCUGAGAAGAAAGAUCCCCAAGGUCUUGGCCUGCAUUUCUAUAAAAAUGGAGAACCGGAAGAGGAUGUCGUUGGACUCCAAGCUUUCCAAGAGAGAUUGAACAGUUACAAAUGUAUCACUGACACCCUUCAAGAGUUAGUGAACCAAAGUAAAGCUGCUCCUCAGUCUCCCAGCGUACCCAAAAAACCAGGUCCUCCGGUGCUCUCAUCUGACCCCAACAUGCUAAGCAAUGAAGAAGCUGGGCACCAUUUUGAACAAAUGCUAAAGCUGGCUCAACGUUCAACAGAUGAACUCUUCAGUAUUGCGCUUUACAACUGGUUGAUACAAGUUGACUUGGCAGACAAACUGUUACAGGUUACUUCCCCCUUUUUGGAACCCUACCUUGUGCGGAUGACCAAGAUUGACCAGAACAAAGUCCGUUACAUGGAUUUACUGUGGAGAUACUUUGAAAAGAACAGAAAUUUUAGUAAUGCAGCCAGAGUGUUGGCAAAGUUGGCUGACCUGCAUAGCACUGAAAUUUCCCUUCAGCAGCGUCUUGAAUACAUUGCACGUGCCAUUUUGAGUGCCAAAAGUUCCACUGCUAUAUCCUCUGUAGCUGCAGAUGGUGAAUUCCUACAUGAACUAGAAGAGAAAAUGGAAGUUGCAAGGAUCCAGCUUCAAAUCCAAGAAACAUUACAACGGCAGUAUUCCCAUCAUUCUUCAGUGCAAGAUGCAAUCUCAGAGCUUGAUGCUGAGCUGAUGGAUAUAACCAAGCUGUAUGGAGAAUUUGCUGACCCUUUUAAGCUCUCAGAAUGUAAGCUUGCAAUUAUACAUUGUGCAGGUCAUUCUGAUCCUAUCUUGGUGCAAACUCUCUGGCAAGAAAUCAUUGAGAAAGAGGUGAGCGAUAGUGUGUCUCUGAGCCCCACUGACAGAAUGCAAGCGCUUAGUCUGAAGAUGAUAUUGCUUGGAAAGAUAUAUGCUGGAACACCUCGUUACUUCCCUUUAGAUUUUUUAGUGCAGUUUCUGGAGCAACAGGUCUGUGCUUUGAACUGGGAUGUAGGUUUUGUAACAUAUACCAUGCAAGAAAUUGGAGUGCCACUGCCAAAGCUGCUUGAAGUAUAUGACCAGUUGUUUAAAGUACGGGACCCAUAUUGGAAUAGAAUGAAAAAGCCAUUACAUCUUUUAGAGUGUAUUCAUGUAUUAUUAUCAGGAUAUGUACGUGAUCCAAGCAGAGUACCUACGAGGCGCCGAUUCACAAAUGUUUGCUUGGAUGCUGUUAGUUGCUACCUGGUUGAACUUCAGUCUAUGAGUCCGACACUAACAGCGCAGACUACUAUUGGGAAUUUUAAGUCGCUACAAGCUAAAUUAGAACAACUUCAGUGAUAGACUAAUACAAUAUCAGAAUAAUUAGGUGAAUAUCAGAAUAAAGUGAACUAUUAAUUCAAAGUUCAGAUGUCUGCAUUGAAUCUCUGGAAGAACAAAUCGUCAGAAAUUCUGAGAAAGCUGUUACCUCCUGCUGCAGUUAUCAAUUGUGUG
This is a messenger RNA of Pterocles gutturalis (yellow-throated sandgrouse), 2677 nucleotides long. RefSeq names its product nucleoporin 155kDa (gene NUP155). The record is from RefSeq and is a predicted model, not a curated record. The transcript is spliced from 21 exons. Gene Ontology annotation, biological process: transcription-dependent tethering of RNA polymerase II gene DNA at nuclear periphery; protein localization to nuclear inner membrane; RNA export from nucleus. The annotation marks the transcript as partial. Lineage: Eukaryota; Metazoa; Chordata; Aves; Pterocliformes; Pteroclidae. Gene Ontology annotation, cellular component: nuclear pore; nuclear pore inner ring. Gene Ontology annotation, molecular function: structural constituent of nuclear pore.